Molecule: messenger RNA, 2895 nt
Organism: Botrytis deweyae
Lineage: Eukaryota; Fungi; Ascomycota; Leotiomycetes; Helotiales; Sclerotiniaceae
Exons: 3
Coding region: 1-2895 (964 amino acids)
Source: RefSeq, a predicted model, not a curated record
AUGGCUUACCAUGGAUCAUGGGGACGUGGUCGUAGCAUUUAUGGCCAUAAUAGUGUUCGUUCGAAUGCUAAGAUAUCUACCAUCGGGAGAUCAAGAUCCAAAGCUUCUUCUCUAGACGGCCAAAUGACUCCUGAUCGUGGGCGGAGUAGUAGGGAUAACAAACCAAUUUAUCGCUCAAAACCUGUCGUCACAUCAGCUCUUCGAUGUCUAGUCGGCAAAUUCGAAGCUAUGGACGCUUUAAGUCUUCCCAUCCAAGACUUCACACUCCAACCCGCACCAUUGCACUCAGCACGAAACUCUCCUCGAAAAAGAAGCAGGACACGAGAUUCUUCACAGAAAAGAUUAUCCACCAUUUUAAGUCCGAAUAGAAGGGAUUUGUCUAGAGAUGGCGAUGUUUUCAUUGAGGAAUAUAUGAGGAAUAAUACAUGGGGAGGUACGCCUAGUAGUACUAAAUCAACACUUCUCCGAUCUCAGAAAAGGCAAUUCCAAUCGAGACAACUGAGAACUCCACAGCAGCCGGGAAAAACUGUAAAGACACCGUCGAAGAGUGAAAAUAGGAUGGUUUCCUCAAGAUCUACCCCAAAGAACAUGAGUGGUAAAAAAAACGAAACUCCAGCCUAUACACUCCCGAAAAAGUCUCCAAAUAAGAAAAUCGGAAACAUGAUUAAAGACCGAAUACGCUUCUUUGACGGAAGUCCAGACGAGAAACUUCCCUCGAGCCCCGCAAAAUCAAGUCCUUCAAAAAACGUUCCAUCUUUAUUUGCUCCAGCUCAUCGUGUCAAUCGUAAUAAUGGAUCUCCCUCAACUUCCUACACCACCGCUAUUGAAACACCAACCGUUAAAUCAGCAAUGAGAGGCUCGACAAACUUCUCUAGAACAUCUGAAGUGGCCAAAGAGAAAAGUACUACGAUCUCUUCAGCUCAAAAAGCGCAAUAUACGCCAGUAUCUCAUAGAAAACAACGCAAUGUUUUCGGAGAGGCAGUUCAGAAUCCUUUCUUGGCUUCUCAGGGGAGUUCGGAAAAGACAAGAUCUUCAAAUACGGUCUCGCCUCAUACCUCUCCGACGAGACCACAGGGAUUCAAGAGACUGAAGUCAGAAACUAAAGUAGAGAUUAAUUCACGCGGAAGUUCCCUAGCCCGCUACGAAACCAACGCCACUCCAACCCGCGGCCCCUCCCUUCCCAAAAUCACCCGCCCAAGAGGACGAACGAUCCCCGGCCGCAAAGAUCCCAAAACAGGUAUACAAAAAGAUUUUGAUACGCGACGAAGCCAAAUUAGCGAGAAAAUCGAAGCCAUCUAUCAAGCCAAAAACGAAGCCCGGAAAACCGAAGGUAAGGACACUAAAUCUGUUCUCCAGGAAAACCAUGCAGUGUCUUCCAUGCCGAAACAUGUCGAGAAAGAUGAUGUGAGACAACCCCAACGGAUAAAAGAUACGUCAUCUUUUCGAUCGAAAUCAAAAGUCGCGGAUAUGAGAAUGAGGUUUGAUGGCGGUGCAUCGUUUGCCGGAACUGUGUUACCCGGUUCUGCAUCAAGAGAUGCGGGACCAAGAAUUGUGUCUCCAGUCAAAGAAGGAGAGAAUCCUGCAAUUAUCCCUGUUCCUCCGCCGGCACCACCACCUCCUGUUUUUUCAUCACCUAUUCUCAGGAAAAGUAUCCCCAAUCCUGAUACUCCUCAAGAUCCUGCCCCUCUCCCCACCCAAAGACAAAAUCAAAUAAGUCCCAAAUCUUCUGAGCUUACUUCCUCGCCGAGGAAAAAUGUGCUUUCAGAAACGAUCAAGCAGAGAGUAUCCGUUUUACCCUUGGAAUCUACUGAGAAGAUAGCAAUACAGAGACGUCAGCAGACACCGGCGCCUAUGAAUGAAUCACCUGUAGUUCUAGAACCUGAGAAGAAUGCGCUUCAGACUUGGCCGCGCUCUGGUAUUAAAAAGCCGAAACAAGUAAGAAAUGGAUUGAUAGCGGAGAAAAUGAGGUUGUUUGAGGAUAUUUCGAGGACGGGGAACAAUGAUGAGAGUAUCGCUCUUAGUCCUGGGAAGGAACAAGAGGAUGGGGAGAGUGAGAAACAGAGACUUGCGAUUGAUAGUGGUAAAAUGAGAAUGAGAACAAAAACGUUGAUUGAGGGGAGGAAAGAGAAAUUCGAGAUUAGUCCACGGAGAGAUGGAGAUGAAGAUGGGGAAGUGAGGAAGGGGAGAAUCAAUCCGGUUUUUCCAAUGGCUAUUGUGGCGAAUGAUGAAUGGAAGGGAAAGGGGAAGGACAAGGGAAAAGAAAAGGAGGAGCCAGUAAAAGAUAAACAUGAGGAUGUUGGCAUCCAAAUUGUUGAAGUAUCUUCAUCACCUCCACCAACAAAGUCAAGAGAGAGGUUGGGGAGCAGAGGACCAAGAAUAGGAAGUAGAGGCCGUGUGGUUGGUCAAUGGAACGAUUUUUUCCCGGCGGGUGGUAGGGAUAGGGAUGGAGAUGCAUUAGCGCAUUUACCUCUCAAAAGAGGAUUGAGAGAUGCGAGAAUGCAUAUGGGUAGAGAUGGGAGUCGUAGUAUUGAUUGGGAUGAGGUGGAACGAGAACUUGGGGAGAAGGGAGGAUGGAGAGAUGAGGAUCUGGAUAGGUUGGUGGGAUGGGGGGAAAAGGAGAAAAGAAUUGAUGGUUUGAGAGGGGGAAAGGGGAUUAGUGUUAGUGUUAGGGUGAGGGGAAGGGAAGCUGGUGAGAAGAUGGGAAGAGGGGGAGAAGGAAGAGAUGAGAGUGAGAAAAGAGAUAUAAUGGUGGUUAAAGAAGCGGAAUGUGGAUUAUCGGAACCGAAACCGUUGAGGGCGGUGGAAAUGAAGAGAAUGGUGGAGAUUUGUAGGGAUAGGGAGAGAGUUGGAGAAAGGGAGAGGAGUAGAGGGAGGAAGUUGGAGAGGAGGAAAUGA